Molecule: messenger RNA, 12058 nt
Organism: Onychomys torridus (southern grasshopper mouse)
Lineage: Eukaryota; Metazoa; Chordata; Mammalia; Rodentia; Cricetidae
Gene: Cacna1c
Product: calcium voltage-gated channel subunit alpha1 C
Exons: 49
Coding region: 651-7193 (2180 amino acids)
Biological process (GO): calcium ion import across plasma membrane
Cellular component (GO): voltage-gated calcium channel complex; membrane
Molecular function (GO): high voltage-gated calcium channel activity
Source: RefSeq, a predicted model, not a curated record
GGCGGGGCUGGAGGGAGGAGGGAGGCCGCGCCGCGCUCUCGCGCCCGGUGUCUCCCUCUCGCUGCCUCUGCAGAAACAGCUCCCUGCCAGAACGGCGCUCGGCGCGGCGCGGCCCGGAGCGGCGGCGGCGCUUCCCGCGGGCUCGCCCUCAGGUGUUCGCGGCUGCCGUCGCCGAAGAACGCGGCUCGGGGCCUCUGGGCGAUCGCCCUGGGCGGGCCGGAGACGCCUCGGCCCCCUGGCGGCUCGGGGUCCACCCAGCGCCGUGGGCCCGCCGCUCUCCCUCGCCUCGCCUUUGCGCCUCUUCUCGCUCUGCCUCUCCAUUUAUUAUUAUUAUUUUUAUUUUUUUUUUCAAAUGGUGUAGCCGCCAGAGGUGCGGUGCUAAAUUCUUGGAAGGGGCCCGGAUGUACUGAGGAUGCAUUACAAUCUCACGAAAGGAGGCGGUAGUGGAAAGCAGCAGUUUUUGGUGUUUGGUGCAAUAAUGGGGAUCAGGUAAAUCACCCGAAGGGAGCCAGAAACACUGCGGAUCCACGGCUUCCUCGGUUUGCGCGAAAGCCGCCGGCCUCGGAGGAGGGAUUCAUCCAGACCCGCUCGCGGCUGUUGCUGCAUUUCUUCCUCUUUGUGGCUUCUCCUUUCCAAGCAGUUUUUGGCCAAUGGUCAAUGAAAACACGAGGAUGUACGUUCCAGAGGAAAACCACCAAGGUUCCAACUAUGGGAGCCCACGCCCAGCUCAUGCCAACAUGAAUGCCAAUGCUGCGGCAGGGCUCGCCCCCGAGCACAUCCCUACUCCAGGGGCAGCGCUGUCCUGGCAGGCAGCCAUUGAUGCCGCCCGGCAGGCCAAGCUCAUGGGCAGUGCUGGCAACGCAACCAUCUCUACCGUUAGCUCCACCCAGCGGAAGCGGCAGCAGUAUGGGAAACCCAAGAAGCAGGGUGGUACGACUGCCACACGGCCACCUCGGGCUCUGCUCUGCCUGACUCUGAAGAACCCCAUCCGGAGGGCAUGCAUAAGCAUCGUUGAAUGGAAACCAUUUGAAAUAAUUAUUUUACUGACUAUUUUUGCCAAUUGUGUGGCCUUAGCGAUCUAUAUUCCCUUUCCAGAAGAUGACUCCAACGCCACCAACUCCAACCUGGAACGAGUGGAAUAUCUCUUUCUCAUAAUUUUUACCGUGGAAGCAUUUUUAAAAGUCAUUGCCUAUGGACUUCUCUUUCAUCCCAACGCUUACCUCCGCAACGGUUGGAAUUUACUAGAUUUUAUAAUUGUGGUUGUAGGGCUUUUUAGUGCAAUUUUAGAACAAGCAACCAAAGCUGACGGGGCCAAUGCUCUCGGAGGGAAAGGAGCUGGCUUCGACGUGAAGGCGCUGAGGGCUUUCCGUGUGCUUCGUCCCCUGCGGCUGGUGUCUGGAGUCCCAAGUCUCCAGGUGGUCCUGAACUCCAUCAUCAAGGCCAUGGUGCCUCUGCUGCACAUCGCCCUGCUUGUGCUGUUCGUCAUCAUCAUCUACGCCAUUAUCGGCCUGGAGCUCUUCAUGGGGAAGAUGCACAAGACUUGCUACAACCCAGAGGGCAUCAUAGCAGAAGAGGACCCCUCCCCUUGUGCUUUGGAGACAGGCCAUGGGCGGCAGUGUCAGAACGGGACCGUGUGCAGGCCCGGGUGGGAUGGGCCCAAGCAUGGCAUCACCAACUUCGACAACUUCGCCUUCGCCAUGCUGACGGUGUUCCAGUGCAUCACCAUGGAGGGCUGGACGGACGUGCUGUACUGGAUGCAAGACGCUAUGGGCUAUGAGUUGCCCUGGGUGUAUUUUGUCAGUCUGGUCAUCUUUGGAUCCUUUUUCGUUCUAAAUCUGGUUCUCGGUGUUUUGAGCGGAGAGUUUUCCAAAGAGAGGGAGAAAGCCAAAGCUCGGGGGGAUUUCCAGAAGCUUCGAGAGAAGCAGCAGCUAGAAGAAGAUCUCAAAGGCUACCUGGAUUGGAUCACCCAAGCAGAAGACAUUGACCCUGAGAAUGAGGAUGAGGGCAUGGACGAAGACAAGCCCCGAAACAUGAGCAUGCCCACAAGUGAGACUGAGUCUGUCAACACUGAAAAUGUGGCUGGAGGUGACAUCGAGGGCGAAAACUGUGGAGCCAGGCUUGCCCACCGGAUCUCCAAGUCCAAGUUCAGCCGCUACUGGCGCAGGUGGAACAGAUUCUGCAGAAGGAAAUGCCGCGCGGCAGUGAAGUCCAACGUCUUCUACUGGCUCGUGAUCUUCCUGGUGUUCCUCAACACACUCACCAUUGCCUCCGAACACUACAACCAGCCCCACUGGCUCACAGAAGUACAAGACACAGCCAAUAAGGCCCUGCUGGCACUCUUCACUGCGGAAAUGCUCCUGAAGAUGUACAGCCUGGGCCUGCAGGCCUAUUUUGUAUCCCUCUUCAACCGCUUUGACUGUUUCAUCGUGUGUGGAGGCAUCCUGGAGACCAUCCUGGUAGAGACCAAGAUCAUGUCUCCCCUGGGCAUCUCCGUGCUGAGAUGCGUACGGCUGCUCAGGAUCUUUAAGAUCACCAGGUACUGGAAUUCCUUGAGCAACCUCGUGGCGUCCUUGCUGAACUCAGUGCGCUCCAUCGCCUCCCUGCUGCUGCUCCUCUUCCUCUUCAUCAUCAUCUUCUCCCUCCUGGGGAUGCAGCUGUUUGGAGGGAAGUUCAACUUCGAUGAGAUGCAGACCCGUCGGAGCACAUUUGACAACUUCCCGCAGUCUCUCCUCACUGUGUUUCAGAUCCUGACCGGGGAGGACUGGAAUUCGGUGAUGUAUGAUGGGAUCAUGGCUUAUGGCGGCCCCUCUUUUCCAGGGAUGUUAGUCUGUAUUUACUUCAUCAUCCUCUUCAUCUGUGGAAAUUAUAUCCUACUGAAUGUGUUCUUGGCCAUUGCGGUGGACAACCUGGCUGAUGCUGAGAGCCUCACCUCUGCCCAAAAGGAGGAAGAAGAAGAGAAGGAGAGAAAGAAGCUGGCCAGGACUGCCAGCCCAGAAAAGAAACAGGAGGUGAUGGAGAAGCCAGCGGUGGAGGAGACCAAAGAGGAGAGAAUUGAGCUGAAGUCCAUUACUGCAGAUGGAGAGUCCCCACCCACUACCAAGAUCAACAUGGAUGACCUCCAGCCCAGUGAAAACGAGGACAAGAGUCCCCACUCCAACCCCGACACUGCCGGGGAAGAGGAUGAGGAGGAGCCUGAGAUGCCUGUGGGCCCGCGCCCCCGGCCCCUGUCUGAGCUGCACCUUAAGGAAAAGGCAGUGCCCAUGCCGGAAGCCAGUGCGUUUUUCCUCUUCAGCCCAAACAACAGGUUCCGCCUCCAGUGCCACCGCAUCGUCAAUGACACCAUCUUCACCAACCUGAUCCUCUUCUUCAUUCUGCUCAGCAGCAUCUCUCUGGCUGCUGAGGAUCCCGUCCAGCACAGCUCCUUCAGGAACCAUAUUCUGUUUUAUUUUGACAUUGUUUUCACUACCAUUUUCACCAUUGAAAUUGCUCUGAAGAUCCUAGGCAAUGCAGACUAUGUCUUCACUAGUAUCUUUACAUUAGAAAUUAUCCUUAAGAUGACUGCUUAUGGGGCUUUCCUGCACAAGGGCUCUUUCUGCCGAAACUACUUCAAUAUCUUGGACCUGCUGGUGGUUAGCGUGUCCCUCAUCUCCUUUGGCAUCCAGUCCAGCGCAAUCAACGUUGUGAAGAUUUUACGAGUGCUGCGGGUCCUCAGGCCCCUGCGGGCCAUCAACAGGGCCAAGGGGCUAAAGCACGUGGUUCAGUGUGUGUUUGUGGCCAUCCGGACCAUUGGGAACAUUGUAAUUGUCACCACUCUGCUGCAGUUCAUGUUCGCCUGCAUUGGGGUCCAGCUCUUCAAGGGGAAGCUCUAUACCUGCUCGGAUAGUUCCAAACAGACAGAGGCAGAAUGCAAGGGUAACUAUAUCACAUACAAAGAUGGAGAGGUUGACCACCCCAUUAUUCAGCCUCGAAGCUGGGAGAACAGCAAGUUUGACUUUGACAAUGUUCUGGCAGCCAUGAUGGCCCUCUUCACUGUCUCCACCUUUGAAGGAUGGCCAGAGCUGCUGUACCGCUCCAUCGACUCCCACACAGAAGACAAGGGCCCCAUCUACAACUACCGUGUGGAGAUCUCCAUCUUCUUCAUCAUCUACAUCAUCAUCAUUGCCUUCUUCAUGAUGAACAUCUUCGUGGGUUUCGUCAUUGUCACCUUCCAGGAGCAGGGGGAGCAAGAAUACAAGAACUGUGAGCUGGACAAGAACCAGAGACAAUGUGUGGAAUAUGCCCUCAAGGCCAGACCCCUGCGAAGGUACAUCCCCAAGAACCAGCACCAGUAUAAAGUGUGGUAUGUGGUCAACUCUACCUACUUCGAGUAUCUGAUGUUCGUCCUUAUCCUGCUCAACACCAUCUGCCUGGCCAUGCAGCAUUAUGGCCAGAGCUGCCUCUUCAAAAUUGCCAUGAAUAUACUCAACAUGCUUUUCACUGGCCUCUUCACGGUGGAGAUGAUCCUGAAGCUCAUUGCCUUCAAACCCAAGGGUUACUUUAGUGAUCCCUGGAAUGUUUUUGACUUCCUCAUCGUGAUUGGGAGCAUAAUUGAUGUCAUUCUCAGUGAAACCAAUCACUAUUUCUGUGAUGCAUGGAAUACAUUUGAUGCCUUGAUUGUUGUGGGUAGCAUUGUUGAUAUAGCAAUCACCGAGGUACACCCAGCUGAACAUACCCAAUGCUCUCCCUCUAUGAGCGCAGAGGAGAACUCCCGCAUCUCCAUCACCUUCUUCCGCCUCUUCCGGGUCAUGCGCCUGGUGAAGCUGCUGAGCCGUGGGGAAGGCAUCCGGACCCUGCUGUGGACCUUCAUCAAGUCCUUCCAGGCCCUGCCCUAUGUGGCCCUUCUGAUCGUGAUGCUGUUCUUUAUCUAUGCAGUGAUUGGGAUGCAGGUGUUUGGAAAGAUCGCCCUGAAUGACACCACAGAGAUCAAUCGGAACAACAACUUCCAGACGUUCCCACAGGCUGUGCUACUGCUCUUCAGGUGUGCCACUGGGGAAGCCUGGCAGGAUAUCAUGCUGGCCUGUAUGCCAGGCAAGAAGUGUGCCCCAGAGUCUGAGCCCAGCAACAGCACGGAGGGAGAGACUCCCUGUGGCAGUAGCUUUGCUGUCUUCUACUUCAUCAGCUUCUACAUGCUGUGUGCCUUCCUGAUCAUCAACCUCUUCGUAGCCGUUAUCAUGGACAACUUUGACUACCUGACGAGGGAUUGGUCCAUCCUUGGUCCCCAUCAUCUGGAUGAAUUCAAAAGGAUUUGGGCCGAGUAUGACCCUGAAGCCAAGGGUCGGAUCAAACAUUUGGAUGUGGUGACCCUCCUCCGUCGAAUUCAGCCCCCCUUGGGUUUUGGGAAAUUGUGUCCUCACCGUGUGGCCUGCAAACGCCUGGUGUCCAUGAACAUGCCUCUGAACAGCGAUGGGACGGUCAUGUUCAAUGCUACCCUGUUUGCCCUAGUCAGAACGGCCCUGAGGAUCAAAACAGAAGGGAACCUAGAACAAGCCAAUGAGGAGCUGCGGGCCAUCAUCAAGAAAAUCUGGAAGAGGACCAGCAUGAAGCUGUUGGACCAGGUGGUGCCCCCUGCAGGUGAUGAUGAGGUCACAGUAGGCAAGUUCUAUGCCACCUUCCUGAUCCAAGAGUACUUCCGAAAAUUCAAGAAGCGGAAAGAGCAGGGGCUGGUGGGCAAGCCUUCGCAGAGGAAUGCACUGUCCCUGCAGGCUGGCUUAAGAACGUUGCAUGACAUUGGGCCUGAGAUCCGACGAGCCAUCUCUGGGGAUCUUACCGCUGAGGAAGAGUUAGACAAGGCUAUGAAGGAAGCAGUAUCUGCUGCCUCUGAAGAUGACAUCUUCAGGAGGGCUGGAGGCCUGUUUGGCAACCAUGUCAGCUACUACCAAAGUGACAGCAACUUCCCUCAGACCUUCACUACCCAGCGGCCCCUGCACAUCAACAAGACAGGAAACAACCAAGGUGACACCGAGUCGCCAUCCCACGAGAAGCUGGUGGACUCCACUUUCACUCCCAGCAGCUACUCAUCCACGGGCUCCAAUGCCAACAUUAACAAUGCCAACAACACUGCCCUUGGCCGCUUCCCCCAUCCCACUGGCUACUCCAGCACAGUCAGCACUGUGGAGGGCCACGGGCCUCCCUUGUCCCCUGCUGUCCGGGUACAGGAGGCAGCAUGGAAGCUCAGCUCUAAGAGGUGCCACUCCCGAGAGAGCCAGGGGGCCUCGGUGAGUCAAGAGAUGUUUCCUGGUGAGACCUGCAGUGUGAGGAUGAGCGAAGACACUGAGUACUGCAGUGAGCCCAGCCUGCUCUCCACAGAGAUACUCUCCUACCAGGAUGAUGAAAACCGACAGUUGACAUCUCCAGAGGAGAAGAGGGAGAUCCAGCAGUCUCCAAAGAGGAGUUUCCUUCGCUCUGCCUCGCUAGGUCGAAGGGCCUCCUUCCACCUGGAAUGUCUGAAGAGACAGAAGGAUCAAGGGGGAGACAUCUCUCAGAAGACAGCCGUGCCCUGGCAUCUGGUUCAUCACCAGGCAUUGGCAGUGGCAGGUUUGAGCCCCCUCCUGCAGAGAAGCCAUUCUCCUACCACAGUCCCCAAGCCAUGCCCCACAGCCCCUGUCACUCCAGGCAGCCGGGGCAGGCCCCUACAGCCCAUCCCCACCCUACGGCUGGAGGGGGCUGAGUCCAGCGAGAAACUCAACAGCAGCUUCCCGUCCAUCCACUGCAGCUCCUGGUCUGAGACCACUGCCUGUAGUGGGGGCAGCAGCAUGGCCCGGAGAGCCCGGCCUGUCUCCCUCACGGUGCCCAGCCAGGCUGGAGCUCCAGGGAGACAGUUCCAUGGCAGCGCCAGCAGCCUGGUGGAAGCGGUCUUAAUUUCAGAAGGACUGGGACAGUUUGCUCAAGAUCCCAAGUUCAUCGAGGUCACCACCCAGGAGCUGGCUGACGCCUGUGACAUGACAAUAGAGGAGAUGGAGAAUGCAGCAGACAACAUCCUCAGUGGGGGCGCCCAGCAGAGCCCCAACGGCACCCUCUUACCUUUCGUGAACUGCAGGGACCCGGGGCAGGACAGGGCUGUGGUCGCAGAGGACGAGAGCUGCGCAUACGCCCUGGGGCGAGGCCGGAGCGAGGAGGCGCUCCCGGACAGCAGGGCCUACGUCAGCAACCUGUAGUCCACAGGGCUGGCGAGACGCGGGUGUUUUUUAUUCGUUUCAAUGUUCCUAAUGGGUUCGUUUCAGAAGUGCCUCACUGUUCUCGUGACCUGGAGGUAACCGGAACAGCGUCUUCAUUCACUGCUGUCGGGACAAGCCUCAGAGCUGGGCGGUCUGUGGAGUCGGCUUUUCAGGGGAGAAGGCCAAGGCCGUGGUGCAGGGCUCCAGCGCCUUCCCGGGGGCAGCACCGCCCAAAGGACCCCACCCCACCCCUAAGCAAAAGGGUGUUUUCCCCUUGCUUGUAUAAACAGUCAUUUGCACACGUUCUGUCUGAGCCUGGCCGUCUCUAUGGAGUAGGGACCCAGGGAUCUAUGGCGGGAGUAGGCCAGCGCCCCGGGUAGGGGCCGGGAGGUGACUGCAAGGUUCCCAGCAGUGUGGGUCUGGUCCCUUUCGGGACCCUUCCUCUGCAGGAGCCGAGGUGCAGGUGGCAGGAGCCAGUGCAGACCACACCACCUGCCCUCAGCUAGCCAGGCCAGGGGGCGCAGGCUGCUGCCUAGUAAUCUUGGUUCCAUGGUUUGAUGGUUCUUGUUAGCAUGUUUCGGUUUUCUGGGUUUUCGUUUCUUUAUUAUUGUUUAUUUGUUGUGCUUCCCCACGGGGAAGGGAGGAAGAAGAGCAUCUACAGUUGCGCAGCCUCACUCACUGUUUCCACAUUUGGGUUAUUUAAGUCGGAUUUGGUUUUAUUAUAUUCUUUAAAUGGUGCGGUUUUCUCCCCCACCCCUCUUUUUCUACCCAUGAAGCGAGGGCUCAAUAUCACCACAGGAAGGUUUACCUGCUCUGUGGAUGCCCAGUAACUUGUUAAAAUUUCCUUAAGUAACAGCACCUUUUCCCCUUUUCUUUCUGGUUCCGUUGAGCUUCACAAUCUGCAGGUAGCAGGCUGUUUAGAUAAGGGUUGCGCGCAUGGGCGGUUAGGAUGGGCUCCUUUCUUAGCUGGGCGUGUGGCUAGGUUCAAGAGAGAGGAUGUAUGAGAGCAUCUGUGUGUCACACGUGUGUCCAUAGUGGGUCGUCUGUGCGUGUUGUGCACCCACAUGGUGCGUGCGCACCCCCUCCACCCUACCCCCACCCCCGCACAAAAGUCCGUAGAUCCCGGUUCCGGUUUGACUGCAGGGAGUUCUGAAUCUGGGGCGAUUAGAAAGCAAAAAACAAAUCACUGUCUCCGCUUCUGCUUCUGAAACGAGAAUCGGUAACGGCAUUUCCUGUCCCACGAGAUAUGCAAAAGCAAUGCAAUAAUAUCCAUUUUAAAAUACGAUUGUGAGUUGUGUCAGCAUUAAAAUUCUAUUUUAAAAAACACAAAAUUUAAGGGAAAAAACUCAAGAAGACAUUUUGCUUCGAUAUAUUCUGUGUAAUGUUUUAUUGCAUUGAUAAUGUUUCUGUUGAAGAAACUGUUAUACUUGAAUUCAGGUCAGUUUCAGUAUUUUUCAAAUAUUUUUUUAAAACUGAAUUGCAAUUGUGCCAAGCAAAUAUAAUGACUUAAGUUUGUUUUAAAAUUCACUUCUUGUAUAUUUUGCUGCAUGUAAAGUAAAUCAUUUUGUAUUUGGAGUGUGACAAGCUUUACCUUCGAACUCUUAAGUGCUUUUUCUACAUGUGGUUGGGGAGGAGAUGGUUUUCUUUCAUUUGCAAAGUGAACAAAGGUAUCCCCUGAGUCAGUCCUCUGCUCUCUAAGGGCAGGUCUGGGAGGUACCAUUUUGCAUAUCUUGUAUUUUGUUCCCAUUUCCCUUGAUCUUUCCAAAACCGGGUGGUAAGACAGUCCAUGCCACAUCUUGCUUUGCGAGAUCAGGACAUAUUUCAUCCAGGUCUUCACUUGCUGCCUUCUGCCAUUCUCUGUGGAUACUUACUUGUCCAAGAUGCCCCCAUGGAGAGGUGGCUGGCUUUCCCAAGCACUCCGAAGUGAGAGGAUGGGGUGAUAGUCAGCCUGGGGCGGCGGUAGGCCAGAUUCAUCUUUGAUUUACCCAAAUACAGAUUGUCAUAGCUGUGGCUAGAGAACGGUGAUUGGAUGGAACUGUGGUCCUUCUAGAAACCACUUGUCCACUCCUUCUUCCAAAGCAGGAAGGCAGAGAAGCAGGGGAUCUUGACGAGGGCGGGGCAUCAGGAUUCAAUAGGGAUGAAAGGAGCAGAUUGUGUGGGCCUUUCAUUGAGGCUCAUCUGUGUCUGCCUUCAGCAACUCUCACAGUUAGUACCAGGUCCUUUGAUUGUAUCGGAACAAGAACGGUUGAAAAAGAAGGGGUCUGGGGAAAGUAAGACCCAACCCUUCACCCAGAACUUACCCACGUACAGAAUAGCUUCCGGUCCCAGUGGCCUUCCAGCCUAUUUUGGAGACUAUGUGAGAAUCUUCUAGAAAUUCCAGCAAGGAUCUUUCAUGAAAAUGCAGAGAGAGGUCCCCAGUGUCCACAGGUUAACCAGAGUCUAAAAACAGCGUUUCUCCUUGGACUUCCACGUGCCGAUAACCCAGCAUCCUUUGCAGUACCCAUCAGGGCUUCUAGAUGAGAGGAUUAGAUGGCAUCCUUUGUCUUGUUUCUGCAAAGUUCUGCAACUGUGUUGAUGUGACUAUAGUGACUAUAGAGAGGGGAGCCCUUCUGACGGGCUCUCUGGUUCUUGCAUACAUCUGACCCCUAGGGAAAUGUGGUGUUUCCAUUGCUCCUACACACAGACAUGCAUACUCAGUUUCCCUGUGCUGCCUUGUUUUCCUUUGGAAGCUUUGGUCUGCAUUGCCAGAUUCUACUGACCAGUGACAUAAGCUAUGGACCAAGCUCCUGCAGCCCCUGCCAGGACUCUGCCCAGUGUGGUGCCCCAAUCCCCACUUCACCAGUCAUACCCACAGGCUGCCUUCUCCUUUAUGGCCAAGAAGACCAGAGCAGUCUUUCACUCAUACGCUGCACCCUGAAAGAAUGGCGUCAUCAGGGACAAUGGGCCCCUUGCCCUUUGUUGCUAGGAGGAACAGAGGUUCAGUGGACAAGGGGUUUUUCAUGCUUGGCUUCAUGACUACCUGAGUAUGAUUGACACACACUGCCUCUCUCCAGGUCAGAGGGGAUCAGUGAGUAAGAAAGCCAGUGAACAUCUACACCAGACUGUCUACUCUCCACCCAGCAGGGAAUUUUCCCAAUGACUGUUUUGAACAUAACUACCAGACCCUCUGCAAUCCUGACAGUCCCUGAAUGGCAGGCAAAUUAGUCCACGGCUAGGGACCAAAGGGCCAUGAAGGAGUGUAGGCCAUGUGUUUUCAUCUGUCCUAUGAUUAGCUCUGUCUCUUUUAUUUCUGAUCUUUUUAUGUGUGAAGCUAUAUUACAGACAAAAUCCAGUUAGUUCCUUUCUGCCUGGUCCUAGAAGGCUCUUCAUAUCUUCAGGUUAAGAGAGAGACUUUCCUAGACCUUGUUUGAUUUGUAAAUGUCUUCCCUGUUAGUUGUGGCUCCCAUCUUUCUUAACCUGGCUGGGAAUCCAAGGCCCAACUCUGUUGUUUACCUUCCUCUGGUGCCCUGGUUCCAAAUUCUGGGUACUGUGAAACGAAGGUCUGUGUUCCUUUCUCAUAGCUCUCAACCAUCUGGAGCUCAAGACACCCUAAGUGAACACAGUAGGCAACCCUUCCUUUGCCAAAACCAGCACAUUUCUGCAAACACUCUGGAAGUCAGGAGAAGCAAAGUGGCUGUUGUACCGAGGCCAGGAGACACACUCCAACGCUCCUAAAGACAGGCCAAGAGAGCAAGGAUCCAGACCAAACAUGGAGUCAAAAUGGUACUCAGGGUUUUUAGCCUUCUCAUAGCACAUUUCAAAUGUCGCCAAGGGGAUGGAUGGCCCCUCCAUCCUAGGAUCUUGAGUAACUGAAAUGCCCUCAUUUAGGAGCUAGAAACAAUUGAGCAAGGACCUGAGGAAGGAUUGUCUGGCUUUCAGAAGAGCUACUCAAAGCCCAGGAAAGCCAAAACCUGCUGUAAAUGUCCUGGCUGAUUCUGUUCCUCAACAAAGCCCUGACUUUGAACUAGAGGGAUGUAGGGGUGAGGAAAGGGCUCAUCCUGACCCCAUCUGUGUCAUUUCGUCAUAUGGAAAGCAGCUUCUGUCUUGUCCAGCCUUCGGAAAGGCUGGUGGCUCCGUAAUCUGCUUUGGAAGUUGUGAAACAUAAAUACCUACCCUAGGUGUUUUUCCAGCUAAAUCAACCUAGCUAGCGCGAUAUGGUUCUUACAUGACCCUGUGAGGUCCCUUCACUGCAUCUGGCCAAAGAUUUUGCCGAUGGGAAAGUCGUUGGGGGAGGUUGGGUCUCACUCACCAGAGUCCAUGUUCUAGAACAGCUGCUAUGGGGAGAGGCGUCCUGGAAGGGUGUGAGGGGAAAAGCACGUACCUACGUACCUACAAUGGAUGUCAGUAACAGGCACCUUCCCCUCCUUUACCAUUUCACUCCUCCUCAUCUUCCUCUUCCUCCUCUCCUCCUCCUCUACAAGCCCAGUGAAGGGACCUUGUUAGGGAAGCAGUUGAAUACCACACACACACACACACACACACACACACACACCCUAAGGCACAAGUGCUGAGGUGAUGGCUACUUAGUGAUUUUUCCACAGAAAAGGACGACUGUGGUAGGCAUGUUCAACCUGUUCAAUCUGUGGCUAUGUGUCCCAGAACAGCUAUGACCUUGGCCCAGCACAUUUGUAGAUGAUGUCCUAUUAUAGGGAAAAACACUGGACAUCUUAAAGAGGAAGAAACUAGAACAGUUUCCAAAGGUAGAAAUGAUGACAGUUUUAUUCAUCUACAGUGAGGAACUGCUACCAUCCUUAAACUCUCCCUUUUCCUCCAACAUCUUAAGAGGUUUGUUCCAUAUAGAAUGUGAUUAAAAAAAAAAAAAAAAA